Moneuplotes crassus is the source of this 1413-nucleotide messenger RNA. NCBI's taxonomy places the organism in Eukaryota, Ciliophora, Spirotrichea, Euplotida, Euplotidae. The record is from the annotation of a GenBank genome assembly.
AAAGAUUUAAAUGGGAAACUCACAACCACAGAGGAAGAAACUAGUAAUAAUCGGCGGAAGCUUCGCGGGAUUACUUAUCCUAGACAAAGUAAAAGAGGACUUUGAUAUCACUCUUAUCGAGAAGAAAGAUCAUUUUGAAUGGAUCUGAUCUUUACCUCAUUCUAUGGUUGACUUAGAUUACUUUGAAAAUGAGGCGACUGUUGACCUAAAGCAAUGCAUCUCUGUUGACCGAGUCUUUGGUCCAAACGUAGAGUAUCUUCAAGGAAUGGUCACAGAGAUAGCUGAUGAUCACUCGUUAAAGUACAAACCAACCGAAGGACUAGACUCAGACCAAGGUCUACAGGAUAUCGAAGAGGAAACUUGCCAAUUUGAUUUACUAAUUAUUUGCACUGGAUCAGUUUACAAGAUCAAUGAGAAAUCAGCAAAAGAUGCAGCAACCAUUUUCUCAAUAAAAGAGCGUACCAGGCUUAUCAAGAAAUAUCACGAUAGGAUUGACUCUGCCAAGGAAAUUCUUGUAGUUGGAGGAGGAUCUACAGGAGUAGAGUCCCUCGGAGAAAUCAUAAAUAAAUAUGGCGAUGAGAAGGAAUAUAACAUGAUCACUAACCAAGACCGACUUCUUCAUGGAUUCCCAGAAGGACUUUCAAGGAGAGCUUCUGACUAUUUUACAGGAAAGAGAACUUUCAAAGAUUUACACCUUAAUCAGUAUUUUUCUCCUGAAAAUAAUCAAUCAGAAGAUCAUAAUUUUUCACUAAUGUGUGCAGGAAUGGACUAUUACACUCCAUUUAUGAACUUUAACUUUAAAGACUGAGUAGACCAAAGAGGAAGGAUAUUUGUAAAUCAAUACUUUCAGGUGACCAACCAGGAUCCCACACAACAAGAAAUUGGCCAUCCUAAGACAUAUGAUAAUAUCUUCUGAUACGGGGAUGCUUGUCUUUCUUGAAUGCAGGAAGUUAAGAAUGUCCCUGCAAUUCGAGAAACUUCCUAUACUGUCAAAAAAAAUCUUCUUGCUAUCGCUUAUGGUGGGAAAUUAACAAAAAUGAGUUAUGCAGUAGAUCAAGUUGCAGCAGUAUACUACAGCAAGUGGAGGGGUUUCCUCGUUCUAAACGAUUUAGCAAUUCCUAAUUGCGCUACUCUCCUGGCAAAGAAAUCUAUCGAAAAAACUUUCAUGUCAAAAUUUAAGAACAAGUGCUGUGGCAAAUUCAGAUUUUGAAUUUACAAUUUCCAAGUAAACUUUUCCUCUUGAUACCUCAACACUUGUUGUUGCUGAUGCCCAUGUUCCAAGCGAAGGAGAUAUAAAGAGAGAAGAGCAGCUCUACGAGCAUUAAUAGCCCAACACAAUAGCGAAGAAGAAAAAAAUCCUUUGUUCAAAGAUGGCCAGGAAGAGAGAAUGAUUGAAUUAAAAUCUAAAUAACC